Saprolegnia diclina VS20 is the source of this 414-nucleotide messenger RNA. RefSeq lists its product as hypothetical. NCBI's taxonomy places the organism in Eukaryota, Oomycota, Saprolegniomycetes, Saprolegniales, Saprolegniaceae. The record is from RefSeq and is a predicted model, not a curated record. The transcript is spliced from 2 exons. Bases 39 to 251 code for a protein of 70 amino acids.
GACGCCUUCGCGGGUUCCGAGCAAAUUCGACGAUUCGCAUGGCCGGAAGAGAAGCCGAUCGCCGCGUCGCCGCCAAGCUGGCCGAGGCCUGCCGAGAGACGGCGGCAGAAGCCGUCGCUGCGACGCUCGCGUCUGGCCAAGCGUCAACCGUGUACCACAACCGCGGCAAGUUUGCCAGCCGCAAAGAGGCACAAGCCGCCAAGAUUGCCGCUGCCAAGGCCAAGCGCGAGGCCAAGGAAGGCAAAGCCUAGAGAUGACACUUGACUAUCCAUACAGCGUGGCAUACGCCCAUGACCUUGACGCAAUGCUCCUAAAGGCUCGUAUGGCUCUGCGUGCGAGGCUCGCAGCCGCCAAGUGCCACCCUCAAACAGUUCGUACCGCCAUGGAAAGCCUAGCAUAGCUCGCGAAUAGCAC